Cydia amplana is the source of this 708-nucleotide messenger RNA. RefSeq lists its product as uncharacterized. The record is from RefSeq and is a predicted model, not a curated record. The transcript has a single exon. The coding region runs from base 1 to 681 and encodes 226 amino acids. NCBI's taxonomy places the organism in Eukaryota, Metazoa, Arthropoda, Insecta, Lepidoptera, Tortricidae.
AUGCAUGAUUUUGACACUAUCGCCAGGAACGGUCAAGUUCUGGAUACUAUUACUGAAGUAAAUGAAAAACAAAUGUCCUCUGACAAUAAAUCUACAAAAUCUCAUCAAAAAUCAUCUGUAGCAUCAAAUUUGUAUUCAACUUCGGAAGACGAAGUAAAUUUGAAGAAACUGAAAGAAUUCAGAGAGAAGAAUUAUUUUGAAUGUCAUUCAUCAAAGAACAGAAUUGCAAGUAAGGGUAGCGUGAUAUCUCUCCUGGAUCAUAAAUGUAGAUACAGAUUAUAUUUAAAUGACAGAUUAUUUCCUGUAGCGAUGGACAAUGAUCACAAUGACAAUAUACGAUGCGUUGACUGUCGUUUACCCUUAAAACUAGCUCAAGAAGAAGACAAAGUAAAUGGCACUAUACAAGCCAAAGUGAAACUAGGGUCAGAAACUCAAGACAUGGUCUUAAUUCUUCCGAUAAAAGAGCCUUUGAUAAUUAAACAGAAGUUAAAAGAAAAGAACGACGAUGACGUAGUAUACUUCGGGUUAGUAAAAAUGGAUCAAAAUGAGAAUUCAAUAUUUAAUCCUUCUUUACCGAGUGAUUCUUUGGCGUUAAGGUAUCAAAAGGGAUAUAGACAAUUUAAUGAUGUUCAAAGCUAUAGGUAUGAUAAGAUCGAAGAUUCUGAUGUUAUCUAUAUUUAGUAAUGAAUAUACGUUUCUAUGUUUGUA